Molecule: messenger RNA, 2097 nt
Organism: Drepanopeziza brunnea f. sp. 'multigermtubi' MB_m1
Lineage: Eukaryota; Fungi; Ascomycota; Leotiomycetes; Helotiales; Drepanopezizaceae
Source: RefSeq, a predicted model, not a curated record
AUGAUAAGCAAUAUGUCUAUGUCCCAAGCAUACUCAGCGCACCCCGGCGGAAUGCAACAACAUCCAGGCAUGGCGCAAGGCCAUCCCAUGGGCGUGCAACAUAAUCCGAACCAGCACGGACAACCAGGCCCUGGCAUGCAGCAGAUGCCAAUGGGGGUCUCUGGCCCAGGACCACAAGUUAGUCAAGGAGGAGCCAUGAUGGGUGGCAUGCCUCCUGGAGCUGGAGGACCAAACCAACACGCUCUACACCAUCUCAAUCCGAAUUCUCAACAGGCGCAAUUCAUGCAGCAGCAAAUGUACAACCCGUCAUUACAGCAACAACUGAUGCGCCAGCAGCAGCAACAGCAGCAGCAGCAACAUCGUCAAGCUAUGCUUGCUCAACAAUACAACGGCGUAGUACCGAUGAUGCCGAAUGGGAUGGGUGGCCAAAUGUCCCAGGCACAGUAUCAAGCGAUGCGAGGGAACCCCAUGGCUCGCCCGGUCAAUCUGCCACAACAUCUUCAGCAACAACAGCAACAGGUCGAUAGCAUGCAGCAGCAGCAACAUGCUCAAGCUCAGCACCAUCAUCAGCAGCAGCUCCUUUUGGCCCAGCAGUUGCAGAUGGCCCAAGUCGCCCAGGCUGGAAACAAUCCAGGCCAGCCCCCGAUGAACCCCCAACAAGCACAAAAUGCUCAAGCCCAGACUGCCAUGAUGCAGCAAGCCCACCAACAAGCCCAGGCUGCCGCCGCCGCCCAGCAAAACCAAGGUCAACCUCAGGCUCAGGCGCAGGCCCAAAUCCAGCAGCCUCAGCCAAAUCCUCAGCCACAAACCCAGCAAAACCAACAGGCUCCCCACCAACAGCAUCAAGCGAGCAUGCAGCAACAGCAGCAGCAAGCAGCAGCCGCAGCCAUGUUACAACAGCAACAAAGGCAGGGAGAGAAGAUGAAGAGUCAAUGCAUAAUAAAAUUGAUUCAGUUUAGCGACCGUCUAAGCAACUUCGGGGUAAGAUCUAAACCACUUUCAAACUACAUGGCCGAUGGAACUCAACGACUCGAUGCGCAGGGAUCAAAACAAAAUGAUGAUUUGAAUUACUGGUUGGACUUCGUCAAUCAGUUCUUUUCUCCGAAAGGAGUGUUACGACAUUCCGUCUGGCUCGUAGAUGAAAACUCAAACAAACAAUACGAAAUCACGUUUCCGGCAUUGGCGAGAUAUUUUCACACGCAUUUUGAGAGUGGAAUCAAGAACAUGCAAAUGGUCAUGGAACGAGGCUUCGAGAGAGAACUGCACAACGGGCAUUACAUAUCUUGCGAGAAGUCGAGCUUCGUGUACUGGUUCGACAACGGAUCUCAGUUGGUCGCAAAUGGCACCCUAAAAGCACACUUCGAUGCAGAUCAGAAGAUUGAGCUACUUGAGUUUGUGACGAACAGUCAUGAGGAGUACAUUCCCAGAACCCAGAUUCUUAACGCUGCUAGACCUUUGCACGAGUGGCAGAAAGAAUGGCACAAAGUCAACUCUCCACCUGAUGGCAAGCAGUCACCUGAAAUGAACAAGAAGAAGCAAAAGGCGAUGAAAUCACCCCCUCAACCUCCCCCUGAGAUUGAUCUGCCUCUUUCCAAGGUCAAGCCAAGUAUGGGAAUCACCCCUGCAGUAUUCCGAUAUCUUGAGCUUGCUGAAGUUUUGGGCAUGAUGAAUCCAUUGUUCAACUACUCUCACCAACAUCCAACGAUGGAGCCAUACGGCGCUCUCGAUCAAUACGUGUCCACUGUCGCGACGAACGGAGCCAAUGGGCAGCAACCGAACUCCACCGGGCCCCGAACGCCGGGAAUGGGUAACUUCGUCGGCAACUCGCCUGCCCCGUCUCAUCUGGGCAUUGAUGGCUCCCCGCGGCCACAUGAAAGUCCAGCUCAGGCUCCCGGUAUGCAACUCCAGCAAAGCCAGCACGGUACUAGUUCCAGCGUGCCUAGCGCAAACACCAGUCCUAACACCAACAAACGUAGAAGGCCGAGUACCGUGAAGCCGGAAGAAGACCAGCAGCAGCAAGUCAACAGCGUGUCGAAGACGGCCGUUAAACCGAGUCCGAGGAUUGGUGGGAAGAGACAAAAAGGGAAUCCGGCUUGA